Messenger RNA from Linderina pennispora, 958 nucleotides. RefSeq lists its product as uncharacterized. The transcript has a single exon. NCBI's taxonomy places the organism in Eukaryota, Fungi, Kickxellomycota, Kickxellomycetes, Kickxellales, Kickxellaceae. The record is from RefSeq and is a predicted model, not a curated record. The coding region runs from base 19 to 930 and encodes 303 amino acids.
CUCAUUAUUUAAUCGCAAAUGACAAGCCAACUCCUGACAGAAACAGCAGACGCCGACCACGCCCGGGAUGUGGUAGAAACAGCGUUUCGAUGCCUUUGCAUGCGCGCAGAUACAAACAUCGACGGCUUGCUGGAAAUAUCGUCGGUGGCAUUGCACCAGCGGUGGGAUUUCCUUGGACCAGUGAGCAGCGCCAUUCAAGAGCUCAACGACGAGUUUUUCGCCCAGGUUGACCGGGCACUCCAGUGGCAGGAUGAUGGAACGGGCAGAUACAUUCGAAAUGUUCUUGCUGAUCGGCUGAAGGAGAGCUCUGGGAUCCCGAGCUUCUUGUCGCCCAGCAACGUUGCAUACAUGCGCAAGGACCCAGAUACUAUCCAUGCGAUUAUUCCGUUUGCAAAAGUUUCGAUGGACAAUGCGUCAGAGAUGACAUACGUUGCUAUUUUGUCGUGGGAGGAUGGGAGGUGGACAUACUUUAAUACCUGCGAAUUUGGGAGCGGCUCGCAUGAGCUUGCAGAGUUUGCAACUACGGUCUCCGAGGCUGACACCGACUACCUGCAACGAGUGCACGCUCUCACCGAAAGCCUGCAGGGCGACGAGGAUGGCGACUACUGGGACCAGUUCCCGCAGCCAGACAAGCCAGUCGAGAAGAAGCCAAAGAAGCAGGCUGAUACCCAAGCAGCAAGUGACCAAGGCUCCGAGGACGACUACUGGAACAUGUACGACAGCGACGAGAAUGAUGACGAUGAAGAGCAGGAGCCAGAGCGCGCAAGCGUGGAUCUGGAGCAGACCUCGGGUGGCUCAGAUCUGGCCGAGGCUAAUGCUCCGCUGUUGCACGAGUCGCUGCAAGACAUGCUGGCUGGCUCGGCAAAGCUGGCCAGAGGAAUCGGCAUGAGCAAGGAUGAGUUUCUGGCUCUGGCUGCUGCCAUGUUCUAGUGGUUGUUGAAUAUAGUAUUGCUUUUGA